ACUCGCUGAGCUCGUCCAAUUGCAUAAACUGUACGUCAAAAAACGCAGCGCCAAAGCCGACAAAUAACUUUCUGGCUUGCUUUGAAAUAAAAUUGUCUUCUUUUUAUCAGCUGAAAACAGAAAAUGUCUGUCAUUUUAGAAACCACAAAAGGUGAUUUGACAGUUGAUCUGUUGGUCAAAGAAAGGCCUAAAACAUGUCUAAACUUCCUGAAGCUUUGCAAGAUGAAACGAUACAACUUUAAUAGGUUUCAUCAUGUUGAGCGUAACUUUCUUUGUCAGACUGGAGAUCCUACAGGGACAGGAAGAGGAGGUGAAUCAAUAUUUGGGCUUCUUUAUGGACAACAAGCAAAGUACUAUGAGGCUGAGCAACUUCCUGUUUUGAAGCAUACAAAACCUGGUUUGCUUUCUAUGGUGAAUGUUGGUGAUAACAUGCUUGGUUCCCAGUUCUUUAUCACACUAGGUGAUGAUUUGGAUUUUCUUGGCAAGGAACAUUGUGUGUUUGGUGAAGUCGUGGAAGGCCAUGAUGCCUUGCUGAACAUUAACGAAGCUAUCUGUGAUGAACAACAUGUCCCCUAUCAGGAUAUCAGGAUAACACACACAGUUAUUCUGGACGACCCGUUCCCGGAUCCACCAGGUCUUGAGAUUCCGAUCCAUUCUCCAGAACCUACCAAAGAAAUGCUUGAUAGUGGGCGCAUUGCUGCUGACGAAGACAUAAAUGACAUGGAAGGCAAAACCGCCGAAGAAAUUGAAGAACUUAUUGCCGAAAAAGAAGCUAAAGCUCGAGCAACUAUUCUUGAAAUGGUCGGUGACUUGCCUUCUGUUGACGCAGCACCUCCAGAGAAUGUGCUUUUCGUUUGUAAGCUGAACCCUGUGACGACAGAUGAUGAUCUGAUGAUUAUUUUCAGUCGGUUUGGCAAAAUAGUCAAUUGCGAAAUUAUUCGUGAUAGGCAAACGGGAAAUUCCCUACAAUACGCUUUUAUCGAGUUUGAUAACCCGAAAUCCUGUGGCGCUUAUUUUAAAAUGGAUAAUGUUCUGAUCGGCGACCGGCGUAUCCACGUAGAUUUUUUGCAGUCCGUAUCUAGAUUACAAUGAAAAGGACAAGGCCGUGGAGUAGAGUUUGUCGGCGGUAAAGCCUUCGAUCCCAACAAGGAAGACUACAAGACGAAAGAACAGCAGCCUAAGAGAGAACAAUUUAAACGAAUGCCAAGUGACGACCGUGCCAAAAGACAUGCACCCCAACAAAGGCCAAGAGAUUUUCAACCAAGAGACCAAUAUCGAGGCGGUCAAGAACAUCGGGGAAAUAGGGAUGUUCGGGAUCGUCGAGAACAUCGGGAAGAUAGAGAUGGUCGGGAUCGCCGAGAGCAUCGGGAAGAUAGGGAGGAUCGCCGAGAGCACCGGGAAGAUAUGGAUCGUCGAGAACAUCGGACUGAUAGGAGCGAUUUUGACAAUCGAGGACGGCGGGGUGAACGUGAUCAACGAGAAGACCGAUAUAAUCGUGAUCGUCGGGAAGAACGACAUGAUCGUGGUCAUCGUCACCAAUCAGAUCGUCGAAAUAAGCGUGAUGACCGAGAACGACGCAGAUCACCUGAUAAGUCGCAUAAACACGAAGAUAAACAAUUGCAAUGUUGGAUUGUCUUUGUAUUGCUAAUCAUAGCAUCACCUGGAGGUGCCGAUCAAAUUUCAGUUUACACAAAUAGCGAAGAUGCCAAGAAACCAGUCUACAGCUACCAGUCUUCCCAUAACAGUAACUCUCGAUCUGAAAGCCGUCACGGAAAAGUGACCACCGGUUCCUAUCGUGUCCCUCUCCCAGACGGUCGUGUUCAGGUCGUCAAUUACAGGGUUGAUGAGAAUGGGUAUGUCGCUGACAUUCAGUACGAAGAAGUGGCUAAAAACCCCGACUCCAAAAAUGAAGCAUCGUACCCAGCUUCAGCCUAUAAGGCACCUGCACACAUUGCGACCACACCACCACCAAAUUACGAGAUUUUUACCUCUAGUGCUCGAACCAACGUGUAUCCCACCACAAUUCGAAACCAUUACGAGGUACCUGUUACCACUACUCCCACCCCAACAGCAACCACGUCGAGGACGUUGGACUACAAAGCUCCCGUUCAUCACCACCACAAAAAUCCUUACUACACUGAACUCGGGCACAAGGGUCCCGAUAUCGUCGAUCUACGAAAUUUGGCUCCCACUACUGCUGCACCAAAAAUCUAUUGGACUCAUCAGACAGAGGCGAAGUAUUCUGAACACAAUAUUGAAAAUGACCCCGCUUAUAGUCGAUCUCGUAAUCCGCCCUUCAUUGCACCCGCUUAUGUUGGUGUAACUUAUAAGCAUGCGAUUGCUCCCGCAUAUGGCCUCAGAUACCUAGGUGACUUAAAAUCGAUAAGAGAAGGUGAAACUAACGUUCACGGUGCUCCAGCUACAAAAGCUCUUCAUCGUGUCUCAGAGUACGAGGUUCCAAAUGUAACAACUCCUGAGUAUGAAGCUCCUUACAGGGUUCCAUUGAACUCUGGCUACGCUGUUGUUGCCUCUCCCAUACCUCUUGCUUUCAGAGCUUUUCAUCCUUCGAAGUCUUCCGAAGACAUGCAUUUUAGCUCCGACGAAGAUUACAAGAUCUACAACGCUCCCACCGUGACUGCCUCGUCCCAGACCCCUGCAACAACUGAACUGGCCGACUCCAAUCCGCUGCAUUCCUCACCUGCCUAUUCCGCUCCUGAGCAUAGAUCUCCCACAUCGACCUACAAGGCCUCUACUUACUUCCACCCAAAUAAGGAACGGGUAUCUGCUGGUUACAAAGAACUUUCAAGAAUAUUCCGUGAAACUUCUUUGACAGGGCGGAACAAAAAUUGGAACAAUUUUUUUAAUAAGGCAUGGGAAUUCGCCAGAACAAAAUAUUGAAAUAGUUUUAUCAUUAAUUUGUCGAGUCAAGAAAAAAAAAACUGACUAAUUCAAAUUUAAAAGUCAUUUUGUUAUGUUAUUUGACAUUGCUUUCUCGAAGAGAAAAGAACUAAAGUAGUAUUGCGUGUAUAUCGAUGGGUCUGAUAUGCAUAGUUAGUAAAUAACUUUCCUCGAAUACAUGGAAACACGGAAAAAUAGACACCACCAUG
Molecule: messenger RNA, 3107 nt
Organism: Daphnia carinata
Lineage: Eukaryota; Metazoa; Arthropoda; Branchiopoda; Diplostraca; Daphniidae
Product: peptidyl-prolyl cis-trans isomerase-like 4
Biological process (GO): protein peptidyl-prolyl isomerization
Cellular component (GO): nucleus
Molecular function (GO): RNA binding; peptidyl-prolyl cis-trans isomerase activity
Source: RefSeq, a predicted model, not a curated record